This is a messenger RNA of Trichoderma breve, 1047 nucleotides long. RefSeq lists its product as uncharacterized. Lineage: Eukaryota; Fungi; Ascomycota; Sordariomycetes; Hypocreales; Hypocreaceae. The transcript has a single exon. Bases 1 to 1047 code for a protein of 348 amino acids. The record is from RefSeq and is a predicted model, not a curated record.
AUGAAAGACCCCGGACUGUUGGUUCCCGGCUGGGCACUCUUGGCCCGCGUGGCUGCUCCCCCGAUGCUCACACGCGACGAGCCCACGCUGGAGACGUUAUCUCGCACCGGCUCGCACAACAGCUCAGAUGCUCAUUCAGACCACCAAUCAGAGCCUCAUCCAGAUCUUCUUUUAGAUGUUCAUCCUGAUGUUCACCCUGAUAUUCGUCCAGAUGUUCGUUCAAGGUCUCGCUCGGGGUCUCAUUCAGAUUCUCUUUCAGAUCUCCAUUCAGACCCUCGAUCAGAUCCUAUUUCAGAUAUCCGCUCAGACCCUCUUCUGGAUGUUCAUCCUGAUGUUCACCCUGAUAUUCGUCCAGAUGUUCGUUCAGAGUCUCGCUCGGAGCCUCGUUCGGAUUCUCUUUCAGAUCUCCAUUCGGAUCUUCAUUCAGAACCUCUUUCAGAACUUCAUACAAAUCCUAUUUUAGAUGUUCAUCCCGAUGUUCGUCUAGAUAUUCGUUCGGAGUCUCGUUCGGAGUCUCAUUCAGAUCCUCUUUUAGAUCUCUAUUCAGACUCCCGUUCAGGCCCCCAUUCAGAUCUCCAUUCAGACCUCCGUUCAGACCCUCGCUCAGACCCUCGCUCAGAUUUCCGUUCAGAUCCUCUUUUGGAUCUUCGUCCAGAUUCUUUUUCAGAUGUCCAUCCAGACCCACCGGGAUAUUAUGAUCUAGAUCCUCGCUCAAAUCCUCAGCUAGCACGGCCCAUGGGCGAGAUGUGUUCUCCAGAGGGCCAAUGGAAUUGCAUGACAACCUCAUGGCAGCGCUGCGCAAGCGGCAUGUGGAGCGCCGUGAUUCCAUGUGCGGCGGGGACAAUCUGCCAGCCUUUUGGGCUUACGGAUUUCAUUACCAUUGAGCAUGAUUCGAGUGCCAUCACGGGUUAUGGGGAUAAUGGCCAUGCGAGUGAUGGUGGUCGUGAUAAGAGCGGGAAGAAGAGCGUUGGCAUCAGAAACUCACCCGGCCUGGUCUUGCUCGCUGGGGCGGUUGUGACUGGAGUUUCUUGGAGUUUUCUUGUGUGA